Molecule: messenger RNA, 1737 nt
Organism: Schistosoma guineensis
Lineage: Eukaryota; Metazoa; Platyhelminthes; Trematoda; Strigeidida; Schistosomatidae
Source: the annotation of a GenBank genome assembly
AUGGAACCUGCAAUGGAAAAGUUGGAUAUUCAUUCAACUCCUGAAGCUAUUGAGGAUUAUUUGGAAAGGUUCGAAAUUUGGAGCAUGACCAAGAAAGAUGUUAAAGGUGAGAAAAUUGUGGCAUAUUUUCUGACAUUCAUUGGGAGAGAAGUGUACAGCUUAUUAAAAACUUUGGCAUAUCCAGAAAAACCUAUCUCACUGCCUUAUGCAACUCUUAAAGAGCUAUUGUUAAGUCAUGUAAAAUGCACCAGUUUUGAAUGCCGUGAAAGGGCGAAGUUUCAUAAGAUGGUUCGUCAAAAUGACCAAAAGGUUCGGGAAUUCAUCCUUGAAUUACAGAAACAAGCUGCCAAGUGUAAUUUCGGUGAUCAACUUCAUGUGCAAUUGAGAGAUCGAUUAAUUGCAGGAAUUAACAUACCGAGUUUGGAAAGAGAGCUGUUAAGAAUGCCAAACUGUUCCUUUCAAGAUGCUAGAACUGCAUGUAUUAACUACGAAGCAGUCAAUGAACUUGAUAUCCAGUCGAUGAAUAUUUCUAAUACUUUGCUUAGUCGUCGUGAUGAACUACAAUCUCAGGGUCAAUCAAACUUGCGUUCAUUUAACAGUGAUUCCUAUUCUCGUGUAAAUAUGAAAGGUGUUUCAACGAGGAAUUACAAAGCAAAUCACAAAGGUGAGAUGAAGUUUGGUAAAUGUUUAUCAUGUGGAAAGUUUCAUGCUCGCAAUUCAUGUGUAUUUCGUAAUGCUAAAUGUUUUAAAUGUGGUAAGGUAGGACACAUUCAGUCAGUAUGCAAAGCUACUGUCCAUUUUGCUUCGAGCUGUACUAAAUCUUGUAAUUUAAAUUUCAAUAAUUCGGAUGUUUCUAGUGAUCAUUUGUCUUUGUCCACUAUUUCGAAAGGUAAUGCUCAUAUUCAGAAGCGAUUAUAUACAUCGCUUGGUUCAUUUCAUGACUUUAUUCUGGACACAGGCAGUAUAGAGUCCAUUAUUUCAUUCAAGAACUUGAAAGCUUUAGAUCCUAACGUUGUUGUACGACCCACUGAAGUAUCAAUACUGGGGAUUACUGGACACAGACUGCCCAUACGAGGAUGUUGUGAAUUGCUAAUCAGAGAUGAUAAUUCUUCAUACAUACCUUGUGAAUUUUUAGUUAGCGAAACAGGACUGUCAAUAUUGGGUUUAAAGAAUUUGAAAAGGCUUAAGGUGGAGUUGUCCUUCUUAGUUUCUAAAGAAAAUUCUGAUACUUUACUUAAAGAUUUGAUAGCUAUGUGUGCUAAAUGCAGUGGAGGUAUGAAAAUUAAGCCUAUAAAACUUCAAGUACAGGGUGAUCCCGUCUUUCUUAAAAGACGAAUAAUUCCUUAUGGUCUUCGAGAAGCAGUACAUAAGACAUUAAACGAUUUGUGUGUGAAAGGCAUAAUUGAACCAAUCCAGUCUUCAGCAUGGGGUACUCCUAUCGUUACGCCACUGAAGUCGGACGGCAAGACCCCUAGAAUUUGCGGUGACUAUAGAUUAACUCUGAACUCCCGUUUGUUGAAGCAAACGUGCACGACGGUAGAAGCUGAAGAUAUUCUAAAUCGACUUCAUGGUUCUAAAGUGUUCUCGAAAGUUGACCUAAAAGAUGCUUAUCUUCAAAUUCCUUUAGAUGAAUCUUCAUCUAUUUUGACGACAAUUAACACUCCUUUUGGUCUGUUCAAAUACAAUUUCCUUCCAUUUGGUCUAAGUUGUUCUCCAGCCAUAUUUCAGAAGUUAUGA